This is a messenger RNA of Lodderomyces orthopsilosis Co 90-125, 2556 nucleotides long. RefSeq names its product serine/threonine protein kinase (gene NPR1). Bases 1 to 2556 code for a protein of 851 amino acids. Gene Ontology annotation, molecular function: protein serine/threonine kinase activity; ATP binding. Lineage: Eukaryota; Fungi; Ascomycota; Pichiomycetes; Serinales; Debaryomycetaceae. The record is from RefSeq and is a predicted model, not a curated record. Gene Ontology annotation, biological process: protein phosphorylation; intracellular signal transduction. The transcript has a single exon.
AUGGCACAGCAAAACACAGAACAGCUGGAUACUCAGCACCAAAAACCAAUGUCAUCGUUGACUAAACUUUUAAAUGAAUCAUCAACAUCAGUAUCGCAACAACAACAACAACCGGCAGAAUCGCCAGUGACAUCAGACGGUAACAGAAAAUCACUGGGUAUCAAUGGUAACGGUACCACUCCGGAACUCACUUUCAACAAAAAGCCUAUACCUCAACCUAUUACUACUUCCGGGUUGGCCGUUGAACCACAAGUUAUCAAUGGGUUUGAUCCUUCACCUGAAACAAAAUUCCUCAACCCACUGUCAUCUUUCACACCAACAUCUCCAUUUACAAGACAAUCUGCCAACUCAUUCUCCAACCAUGCUAUUUCCCAAUCGCCGAGAAAUGUAUCUAGUCCGAGAUACUUGAGAAACAAUUCCAUUAGUCAUUCCUCAUUCAGUGCUGGCGGUGGUGGAUUGGGUGGUGCUGAAAGUUUAUCGUCAUCAAUACCUUACAGCGCUCCAGGCGGUCGAUCAAAUAAUUUAAAUGCAGCAACAGCUGCAAAUGGAGCUAAUCCUUCAUCAUCUUUACAACGUGAAGCUUACUUGGCUGACGAUGCAAGUUCGACUUCAUCAACUGCAUCGUCUUCGCAUAUACCUAAUUUACCCAAUGGUCAAUUUAUUAAUUCUAUACAUAUUCAAUCACCACAAGUGAAUGCAUCGACUAUUGAUUCGCGAUUUGUAAUUUCAAAGCAACGAGUUGCUCAAGCACAAGCGGCUCAACAAGCACAACAUGUGGGAAGUGCCUCCCAACGAACAGGCUCUCAAUCGGGACUAUCUUCAUUCUUUUCAUCAAAGAGCAAACCAUCGAGGAAAGAUUCUUCUACUGAUUUGGGCUCUUUUUACAAUAAUGCUUCAACAUCAUUUCAAGACAAUAAUGAAAUUGCAGGAUCACCUUCAAGUUACUCAUCUUCGGAAUCAGUAUUAUCUGCUCCCAAUUUCAAUGGUAAUCCCCCAACAAGACAUAAUUCGAUGUCAAACUUGAAGAGGUUUUUCAAGAAGUCUACUCCAACCUCACAACAAUCACCGGCAACUUCAAACUUGUCCUCAUCAUUGAGAUCUAAUGGAGGGAUAAACAUCCCUGCUGCAAAUGCUGUAAAUAUCCCAACUACGGCAAACAAUUCAUCGUAUCCAAAUAACUCUUCAUUUACAGCAACUCCUUCCAAUGCAUCAGCAUCAUUCACAAACUCACCAGGUGGUUCAUCAAUAUCCAUUAGCCGAUCAUCAACAUUACAGAAUAAAAUCAGGUAUCAAGAACGGCGCCAAUCAGUGCUGCAAGUUAUCAAUCCAGUACAACAAUUGCCAUUCUCAAAAAGGUAUGGAAAAUUUGGAGAAAGUCUAGGUGCCGGAGCUGGUGGUGCCGUGAAACUAGUCAAGAGAUUAAGUGAUAAUAAAACUUUUGCGGUUAAGGAAUUUAGAACCAAAUAUCAAAGUGAAAGUAAACGAGAUUAUGCUAAAAAGAUUACUGGUGAAUAUUGUAUUGGAUCGACUUUAAAGCAUCCAAACAUUAUUGAAACUAUUGAAAUUUGCUAUGAAAAUGAACGGAUUUUACAAGUUAUGGAGUAUUGUGAUUAUGAUUUAUUUGCCAUUGUUAUGUCAAAUAAGAUGUCGCGUGAGGAGAUCAAUUGUUGUUUUAAACAGGUGUUGUCUGGUGUUCAUUAUCUACAUUCGAUUGGAUUGGCUCAUCGUGAUUUGAAAUUGGAUAAUUGUGUAAUUGAUGCUAGAGGAAUUGUCAAGAUUAUUGAUUUUGGGUCUGCAGUUGUAUUUUCAUACCCAUUUUCCAAAACCUUGAUUGAAGCACAAGGGAUAGUUGGAUCUGAUCCAUAUUUGGCUCCAGAAGUCUGUGUAUUUAACAAAUAUGAUCCUCGACCAGUUGAUGUCUGGUCAGUAGCUAUGAUCUUUUGCUGUAUGAUGUUGAAGAAAUUUCCUUGGAAAGUGCCUAAAUUAUCCGACUCCAGUUUCAAAUUAUUUGCAACCCGUGGUGAAUUUGUUCCCAUUUCAGAAAUGUUGAAGCGGACUCCACAAGAUGUACAAAACUUAACCAGUGGUGGGUCUUCUGGCGCAUUGAGUAAUUUGGGUGAUAUAAGUGAAGCGUUGGAGGAGGAUAUUUCCAAUAUGCCAUUCCCACAACAAGGAGGUGUUGAACAGCAUCAAAAACAACAACAACAACAACAACAAUCACAACAACAACAACAAAACGCAAAACGUGAUGAGUCAAGUGGCGAUGCAAAGGAUCAUACAUCCAAUGAAACCGGUGCCGAUAGGUUACUUCUCGCCCUACCUGAAGAUUGCCGUCGUUUAAUUGGUCGUAUGGUUGAACUAGCACCAGCAUGUAGGAUAACUAUGGAUGAAGUAUUUGAAGAUGAAUGGUUGAAAUCGGUGAAUAUGUGUUUAGUAGAGGAGACUGAACCUGGUAGUAAUGUUUAUGAAGUUAUUAAAUGUGAUGAUCAUGAACAUACUCAGGUUGAUCAAUCUAAGGCACAUAUUGCUGCUUUUGAAAAGAAUAAAAAGAGGUAA